AUGGUCGUGGCCAUAGCGAUGGCGAUCGCUGGACCAAGCCAGCAGCGACCCUGCGCGACCCUGCUCAGAGUCAGCUCCGCGCCACACCGCCCCUCUUCCUCGUCAUCCUGGUCGCUCCCUCCCGACUGGGAAUCUUGUAUCGGCAUUGAGACGCAUGCUCAGCUUCUCUCCCCAACAAAGCUCUUCAGCCCGACUCGCACGUCGUCCUCUCCCUUCACGCCCCCGAACACCCUCAUCAACCCCUUCGACCUCUCCCACCCCGGUACCCUGCCCUCUCUCGUACAACCACCAACCCUAGCCGCAGCAAUCCGAGCAGCCCUCUUCCUCAACUGCCAAGUCCAAGCUGAAUCACGCUUCGACCGAAAGCACUACUUCUACACGGACCUACCUGCCGGCUAUCAGAUCACCCAAAAAUGGGCUCCCUUCGCCAAGGGAGGGUGGAUCGACUUGCCUGCCGAAGAGGGUCAGGACGAUGUCAGAGUAGAGAUCGAGCAAGUCCAAUUGGAGCAAGAUACGGCCAAGUCCACCCAUUCAACCUCCAUUGAAGUCUCCGAUGUCUCUCAAGCGCACAUAGACCUCAAUCGAUCCAACCUCGGACUGAUAGAAAUCGUGUCUGGCCCACAACUCCGCAGCGCUACACAAGCAGGCGCGUAUGUGCGCAAGCUCCAAGAACUGCUCCGUCGUUGUGUUGCCAGUGAUGGGAACAUGGAGACGGGAAGCAUGCGAUGCGACGUCAACGUCUCUAUCCGUCCCCGAGGGAGCAGGGAGUGGGGCACACGUUGCGAGGUAAAGAACGUCAAUGGGGUACGCUUCAUCCAGAAGGCGGUGCGUAGCGAGAUCAAGCGACAAUUCGAGCUACUCCAUGCCUCGUCGGACGGUGAGGUGCGUCAGGAGACGCGAGGUUUCGAUGAGCGAACAGGUCAGACCUUCUUCUUGCGAUCGAAGGAGGACGCACCUGAUUAUCGGUACAUGCCCGACGCGAACUUGCCGCCGCUUGUGCUGGGAAGGGGCAAGGUGGAGGAAGUCAGAAAGGGGUUGCCGGAGCAUCCUGAUGCACAGAAAAGUCGGUUGGUUGGGAAGGGAUGGAGAAUACCAGAGCGUGAUGUCGGUGUGCUGAUGAGGGUGGGCUUGGAGGGGGCUACGCUGGUGCAAGAGAAGAAGGAGGCGUGGGCAUUCGAUCGACCUGGAGUGGCGGUCGAGUAUCUCGAGGCUGUCUUGGCGUCGAGCUCCUCAAGCGUCAAGCUGCCACCAUCACUGGUCGCAAAGUGGAUCGUCCACGAGGUACUCAAAGCGCUCAACAGCCUGCCAGAGCAAGAAGGGCAGUCACGAUCAGCGCCUGCGCCUGCGAGACUGCGCGAGCUUCUCGAGCUGGUGGAGGGUAAGGAGGUGACGACGCACAACGCAAGGGCGAUUCUGGGCAAGCUGGUCGAGAUGGAAAACGACGCAGGGAAGCGAAAGAGCCAGGAGAGCGUGCGAGAGAUGGCAGCAGCGGCUGGCUUCAUUUCGCCUGCUUCCGCAGCAUUGUCCACCUCUCCUGCUUCCACCACAACCUCCUCAUCCCCGGACGACGCCCUUCACGAGCUCUGCACGCGCGUCAUCGCCUCUCUACCAGACGAAGCCGCCAAAGUACGCGCGGGCAAAGUCAAGGUUGUUCAGCGAAUGGUGGGCGAGGUCAUGAAGAUGAGCAAGGGGCAGGCGGAUGCCAAGAGGGCGAGAGAGGUGCUGUUGGAGAUGUGUGAGCAAGCGGGCCAGUGA
This is a messenger RNA of Jaminaea rosea, 1755 nucleotides long. RefSeq lists its product as hypothetical. NCBI's taxonomy places the organism in Eukaryota, Fungi, Basidiomycota, Exobasidiomycetes, Microstromatales. The coding region runs from base 1 to 1755 and encodes 584 amino acids. Gene Ontology annotation, molecular function: glutaminyl-tRNA synthase (glutamine-hydrolyzing) activity. Gene Ontology annotation, biological process: glutaminyl-tRNAGln biosynthesis via transamidation; mitochondrial translation. The record is from RefSeq and is a predicted model, not a curated record. The transcript has 2 exons.